AUAUCGACAACACUUCGAGUCAAGUUAUUGAUGUUAUUAUUUUUAACGUGGUUAAACAGAAAUUAUUUUUUUCGCUGUCGAUUCUGAAUAAAUAAUGUCUCGUAGUGCACGUCCCCUGACAUCAGCACGAGUGCUGCACAAGAUCAAGGAGCUAACGGCGCCGGCAAGCGACACAACAUACGUAACAAACCGCAAUCCCCGCAAUUUGGAGAGGUUACGCAUUGCAUACAAGCCCAGCGGCUAUCAUCUGGAAAAGCCUGGUCGUUCCUAUUGGCAUACCCUCGAGAUCAAUACCAGCGGUCGCUAUGUGAGUGCGGAUGUAAAACACUUCGAGAACGGUACCAUCUUGAGUGCUAGCACAUCAGAGUGGGCGAUUAAACAGCAAUUGUUCAAGACCAACGACACUGCGGCAUUUGUGAAUCUGGGACACGUUCUAGCCCAAAGAUGCCUUCACGCCGGUAUCACCGAGAUGACUUGUAACGUCGAGGCUGUGGCCGGCAGCAAAUUGGAGAAGCUGCUGCAAGCUGUGCAGGCCAGUGGCAUCAGUUUCCAGGAACCCGCCAGACUGCCAAACACCCAGCCCUGGGAUGCUUAUCGACAUGAGAAGCCCUGGGAGGUGUCGGAGCAAUCAGUGACUUCUGUUACGCAAAAUAAACAAAAAUAAAAACAAAGCCUUAUUGGGAUUUCGUUACGUUUACAAUAAACGUCGCAUUUUUAUGUUAAUUACAAUGAAACAUCAUAACUGUUUUAUUUAUAACUAGCGUUCUUAAGCACGUCUAUUCAUAUUUGCUCUUGAUGUCCUUCCAUUGUUUCUGCAAACAAAAUGCGAGAUAAUAUUAAUGGGCAUUCUAAAGUCUUACAUAAGCAGCAAAUUGUACUUACGCCUUUGUUGAUGGAAUCGAAGAUCGCGUUGGAGCUGACAUCGAUGGCGCGCUCAAAAAAGAAGGCCGAAGCGAUGAUGGCCACUGCGUAGGUGGAUGUGCGCUUGAACAAAGUGUUGUAGAUGAC
Drosophila sulfurigaster albostrigata is the source of this 1008-nucleotide messenger RNA. It is a transcript of the gene mRpL18, whose product is annotated as large ribosomal subunit protein uL18m. The record is from RefSeq and is a predicted model, not a curated record. Lineage: Eukaryota; Metazoa; Arthropoda; Insecta; Diptera; Drosophilidae. The coding region runs from base 95 to 664 and encodes 189 amino acids. Gene Ontology annotation, molecular function: 5S rRNA binding; structural constituent of ribosome. Gene Ontology annotation, cellular component: ribosome; mitochondrion. Gene Ontology annotation, biological process: translation. The transcript has a single exon.